Molecule: messenger RNA, 2324 nt
Organism: Tarenaya hassleriana
Lineage: Eukaryota; Viridiplantae; Streptophyta; Magnoliopsida; Brassicales; Cleomaceae
Product: beta-fructofuranosidase, insoluble isoenzyme CWINV6
Exons: 6
Coding region: 445-2142 (565 amino acids)
Biological process (GO): carbohydrate metabolic process
Molecular function (GO): hydrolase activity, hydrolyzing O-glycosyl compounds
Source: RefSeq, a predicted model, not a curated record
AUAUUACAUCUUAUAUAUAUAUAUAUAUAUAUAUAUAUAUUUGAUAGAGGUGCAUAUAUUGGACAUCGGUUAGGUAUUGGUUAAGUUGUUUUUGGGUCCAAAUUUUUUCGGAUUUUUUAUGAGUUUAUACCCAUUCAUUUUUCAAAUUUUCUGAUAUGUUCGGAUUUUAUUGGGGUUUGGUUCAAAACCGGUUUAAUUUAAGAAAAUACUUAUUAAAAAAAGUAGUUUCAUUCCGUUCCUUUGGUUAUUUUUUUAAUAUAAGAUUAAUUUGGAUUUUAAAAAAAUAGUAACUAACAGAUUUUUAUGUCUAAAAUCAAUUCUAGUAAAGAUAAUCUGUUAUUCAUUCGGUCCUCCUAGGAAAGCAUACGAGGAUUGUGAUCAAAUGUCUGUCGGCGUAAAGUUCAUGAUUUAUUAAUAAGUUUUAGAUCAUAAACAUAGUUUGGAAUGGGAUUUUCAAGAAUAUAUACCAAAGUUUUUUCAUUUCAAAUUUCCAACCUUAUGAUAUAUUGGGCUGACCAUCUUCAUGCAUGUCUCUUUCACUCCAACUGGAUCUCUGCACUGCCAUGUCUUGUCUUCAAAUCUGAAGAUCCCAACGGGCCAAUGUAUUACAAAGGGAUGUACCAUUUGUUCUACCAACACAACCCGUCUAGUCCUUUGUUCGGAGACAUCAUGAUAUGGGCACACUCCGUUUCACGCGAUCUCGUCAACUGGGCCCAUCUCAAGCCCGCCCUUUGUCCCUCGGAUUCAUACGAUAUCAACAGCUGCUGGUCGGGAUCCGCGACGAUCCUUCCCAGUGGCAAACCUGUAAUUCUGUACACCGGGAUCGACUCCAAGAAACACCAAGUGACGAAUCUUGUCGAACCAAAAGAUGAUUCUGACCCUUUACUCCAAGAAUGGGUAAAAUCCGAGAAAAAUCCGGUGAUGGUUCCACCAUCUGACGUAGAGGUUGAUUGUUUUCGGGACCCUACGACCGCAUGGCAGGGGCUGGAUGGGAAAUGGAGAGUUCUGGUCGGAGCUAAGACAAGAGACAGUAGCAGAGGAGUUGCUCUGUUGUAUCACAGCGAUGAUUUUGUCAGGUGGACGAAGUUUCCGAACCCUCUUUUCGGAUCAGAAGUGACGGGGAUGUGGGAAUGUGUAGAUUUCUUCCCAGUUUCUAUCAAUGGCACAAUUGGCGUUGAGACUUCGGUGAACAGCGAAUGUGUUAGGCAUGUCCUGAAAGCAAGUUAUGGAGGACAUGACUGUUAUGUUGUCGGUUCAUAUGAUCCCGAGACGGAGAAAUUCUUGGCGGAUUCUGAUUUCUCGGGUUCAGUCUCUGAUCUAAGACUUGAUUAUGGAACGUACUAUGCAUCGAAAACGUUUUUCGAUAAUGCAAAAAACCGAAGGAUUUCGUGGGGUUGGGUAUACGAGUUGGAUAGCAAAGAAGAUGCCAUUGAGAAAGGAUGGUCCGGUCUUAUGUCUCUACCAAGGGAGAUUUGGCUAGAUGAAUCUGGAAAGAGGUUAGUACAAAGACCAGUUGAAGAACUCAAGAAUCUCCGAGCCAACCGAGUUUGCUUGCAUCGCAAGAAACUCGAAGGAGGAUCGGUUCUUGAAGUUUCGGGCAUCACUGCAUCACAGGCGGAUAUCGAAGUAGUUUUUGAACUACCUGAUCUAGAAGAUGAUGAAGAAGAAGUAGAGUUCUUGGAUUCAGACCAAUCUGAUCCUCAAGAACUAUGCAAGGCGUCGGUCCAAGGCGUCUAUGGCCCUUUUGGAUUGCUAACAUUGGCGAGUAAGGACAUGUCGGAGCAAACAGCGAUCUUCUUCCGAGUUUUUCGCUGUCAUGAGGGAUAUUCGAUCCUCAUGAGCAGCGAUCAUAGCAAAUCUUCAUUAACAACCAACGUCGACAAAUCCUCGCACGGGACAUUCCUAGACAUGGAUCCGAAACACGGGAAGAUCUCAUUAAGAUGCUUGAUCGAUCACUCGAUCAUAGAGAGCUAUGGAGGAGGAGGAAGAAGUGUGAUGACAAGUAGGGUUUAUCCGAAACUAGCGAUUGGUGAAGAAGUUUACCUUCAUGUCUUCAACAAUGGAACCAAGACUGUCACUCUCUCGUCUUUGGAAGCUUGGAGCAUGACAAAAGCCCACUUCAACUCCAACGACAUCCAAUGAGGGUUCUUCCUUUCCGGCUCAUCAAACCCUAAAUAACAUGAUCAUGAUUUAGCCCACGCAUCAAUUCCAAAUGAUGAUGAUGAUGAUGUCUGUCUAAGAUAUACAACUUUCAAAUUUCGAGGAUUUAAGGUCGUUGCCAGAAACUUUCUAAAUCUUGAAAUUGAAAUAUUAAUAUUUAAAUU